CUACGGGCCUAUUUCUUCAGUGCCGACACUUUUAUUCUAUUCUAAAGCAUUUUCAAAGUAGGUCGUGUUCGGCUGCGUUCCCGCUUGUGAACGGUGAAGCACCACAGAGGCACAGACCACACAUCUGCCGUCUGGCGUCUGCAACAGUUCCAUGGGAAAUUGUACGACGAAGGCACAAGGCAGUUUCAGUAGUAAUUUUGAAUUGGAGGCUAGCAGUCUCCUUCCAAAGCGUGAAGGAAUGGAAAUUUUAGGUCUCAUUUACUGACUCGCCUUUUUCGUAUUUUAUCGUUUAGGGCUUCGACAUGGAUACUAAAAAUGACAGCAUAAUAUUGGCAACGGCAAGUUAUGAUUUUGAUAUUAAAAUUUGGCACGCACACAAUGGAGAAUGCGCAAGGACUUUUUCUCAUCCGGAGAGUCAAACCAAUGCACUUGCCAUCAGUCCAGACCGCUUCCUGUUGGGCUCUGCAGGUUACCAACAUGUUCGCAUGUAUGACAUCAAUAGCAACUCCCCCAACCACCUCAUCAGCUAUGAUGGAAUUCAAAAAAAUGUCACAGCACUUGGCUUCCAAGAAGAUGGAAAGUGGAUGUACACAGGCGGGGAAGACUGCACAGCUAAAAUCUGGGAUAUAAGAGGAGCACGAAGUCUGGUGGUGGCAAGAAUAUUCCAAAUAGAUUCACCAGUGUUAUGUGCAACAUUACAUCCUAAUCAAGCCCAGCUCUUCAUUGGGGACCAAUCAGGUAUCAUCCACAUCUGGGAUGUGAAGACCAAACACAGUGAACAGCUGAUUCCCGAGGUGGAAGCUUCCAUCCAGCACCUAGACGUGAGCAGCGACGGCAAGAUGCUUGCCGCCGUCACCAACAAAGGAAGGGCGUACGUCUGGCGGCUGGAUGGCAGCUCUACUGGAGCACCUCCGAGAAUUGUGCCUGUCCACAAGAUAAACGUCCACUCAACAUACGCUCUUAAAGUACGCUUCGCACCCGAUUGCAAUACGAUGGUGACAACAUCAGCUGACUGUACGGCAAAAAUAUGGCGGACCGACGAUUUUUCUUUAGUGACAACUCUGACUGACACGCAGCAAAAAUGGGUGUGGGAUGCUGCUUACUCGGGGGAUUCACAAUACCUUUUCACUGGAUCAUCGGAUUACGUGGCGCGGCUAUGGUCAAUCAAAACGUCGUCCGUGAAGCGACGGUACCAGGGGCACCGUAAAGUCAUCACGGCACUUGCCUUCAAAGACCGCGUUCUGUAGCGCAUCUUCCUCAGCACAACAGCGUUCCUAAGAGACGUAAUAUAACGAAAAGCUCCUGCGUAAUAAUGAAGAGAAGUUCCUGCGAAUGCUAAGUCUGGUAAGACGUCUGGCUCUCAUUAAUUAGGAGCUUGCACUGAGAAAAUAUGCAUAUAUGCUUGUGAUAGUUUUAAAUUACUGUGAAGACAAUUACUGAAUGAGCUAGUUGGUCUCUCUCUCUCAUCAUCACUUAAUAUGUGAUAACGAGUCGUGAGAAUGCGGUCAGUACAAUGUCGAAGGACCAAAAAAAUGAAUUUCAUUGAAAUAUUCGCUUCAUUAGUAGAGAAUUUGCGUGUAACUCCAGAUUAUUAUCAGUUUAAAGGCUAAGUGCUUGCAGCUUUAACAGUUUUUAGAACUCGUGAAUAUUUCUUACUCGUACUAGGAGGGUCAGGUCACGAGACAGCAAUAUGCUGUGAAAUGUAGUUCUAGUUAUAUUAAUUGGUGUUGAUGUCUCGCUAAGCAUGUGCUUGAUGACGACUGUUCAUCAUGUACAAGGAUUUAAACCUCAAAAUAAAUGCUGUAUAAAUAUCCUAUUGUUAUAGAUUUGUAAUAAAAAAUGUUCGAGAUCUAAAACUAUGUUCUAAUUUGCCUAAUGCACACAAGAACUUUUUCUCUGCUAAAAAAUACACGUUGCAGCACCGUAUGCUUCAUCGUGCUCGCAAAAAUGUUCUAUUGGAACGAAAACCACCAAAUCUCGCAAUAAAUUUAUUUGAAUUUUCAUGGUUUCUUGGGGUGCUUGAGGCUGUAUUUCUUGCACGCGGCUGUUUUCUGUUUCUUCUCCCUGUUUGCUCUGAACAUGUCCUGUUCUUUCUUCUUCUUGAGGAACUUUGUUUUCUUGGCCUUCAUGGCGAUCUUG
Hyalella azteca is the source of this 2139-nucleotide messenger RNA. It is a transcript of the gene Lst8, whose product is annotated as target of rapamycin complex subunit lst8. Lineage: Eukaryota; Metazoa; Arthropoda; Malacostraca; Amphipoda; Hyalellidae. The transcript has 6 exons. Gene Ontology annotation, biological process: regulation of actin cytoskeleton organization; TOR signaling. Gene Ontology annotation, cellular component: TORC2 complex; TORC1 complex. The coding region runs from base 303 to 1247 and encodes 314 amino acids. The record is from RefSeq and is a predicted model, not a curated record. Gene Ontology annotation, molecular function: protein binding.